Ciona intestinalis (vase tunicate) is the source of this 419-nucleotide messenger RNA. NCBI's taxonomy places the organism in Eukaryota, Metazoa, Chordata, Ascidiacea, Phlebobranchia, Cionidae. The record is from RefSeq and is a predicted model, not a curated record.
UAUGGACGUAGUCUUUAUGAAACCAAGCGAUAUCAGAUUCUCAAAAGAAUUUAUUCCAGCAAGAUUUUCUAAUUGUGAAGAAAUAAACGGAGUUAUCGCAAAGUUAACUUUACAUCCAAAGUUAUUAAAUACAAUUCCUAUGAUUGUGGUUUCGAACCGAAACAACGGUGAAUGGCAUUCCCAGAACAAUAGAAGAUUGUAUAUGUUUCGUGUGCUUGAAAGAAAUGGAAUUCUAGAUAAAAUACAGGUGGAAAUCUCGAAUCGAAUAAUUGUUCCAUUCACUCGAGACGACGGUUGUCACGUCAUAAUGAUUGGACAAUCGAAGGCACUCAAACAUUGCGAUUGUGAAUUUUGAACAUUGUUUGUUAUGACGUCACUUCGUUUAUUAUUGUUGUACUUCUGGUCUAUCUAUGACUUCA